This is a messenger RNA of Cyprinodon variegatus (sheepshead minnow), 5187 nucleotides long. RefSeq names its product adenylate kinase 9 (gene ak9). NCBI's taxonomy places the organism in Eukaryota, Metazoa, Chordata, Actinopteri, Cyprinodontiformes, Cyprinodontidae. The record is from RefSeq and is a predicted model, not a curated record. The transcript has 35 exons. Gene Ontology annotation, cellular component: cytoplasm; nucleus. Gene Ontology annotation, molecular function: UMP kinase activity; ATP binding. Gene Ontology annotation, biological process: CDP biosynthetic process; UDP biosynthetic process.
AUGAGCCGAUAUCAGCUGAUACGGUGCGCCGCAGAGUCAAAAAUCUCAAGCGGCGAAAACGCGAAAACUAAAGUAUUUUGUUUUCGUCUGUUAUGGGACUUUGGACAAUACUUGUUGCUUAAACAGGCUUAAAUGGAGGCUUUUGUGGAUAAUCUAGAUGAAGAUGACGUUGGAAGAGAGCGUCUUCCUGCUAAACCCACCUGCUUCAUUAUAUUUGGAAAACCAGGUGUUGGAAAAUCGACCUUGGCCAAAAAAAUUGCAGAAUCAUGGAACUGUAUUCUUGUUGAUGAUACUUAUCUGAUCAACACACAUAUUAGAAACAAAACCAAGGAGGGAAGAGAGCUGUUGAGCAUCUUAACUGAAGGGGAAACUAUUCAGGAGGAUGUGGUUUUGCAGCUGAUUCUUGAUAAGAUUAAUUCCCCCAAUGUUGAGCACUAUGGCUAUGUGCUGAGCUGCCUGCCAUUUAUAUCAGAGGACUCCCUAAAGAUCUGUCAACAGAUUGAACUGAUCCAAAACCUCAAGCUAUCGCCCGAUUUCAUCAUUAACAUCAAGUGUGAAGACAAGGAUCUAAUCCAAAGGCUGUCAGGUCUCAGGCAGAAUCCAGAAAGUGGGCAGCUAUACAACAGGGAUCAGUGGAAGCAAGAGGAUGUAUGUAGCAGGAAUGAGAUUAUGGACGAUGAUGAGGGGCAGGAUGAGGAGGAAGACCUCUCUAAGGAUACUAUUGACCAGGAUGUGUGGAUACCAGAAAAUCUGCCCAGAAAUGCAUUUACCAGAAUUAACAUGUAUAAGGACUACCUGCUUAGACCACUGGAGGACUAUAUUUCAGAGCACAACCCCCUCUACAUCUUGCAGCUGGAUGGAAACAGUACAAUUGAAGAACUACACAUGUCUGUGAUGGCCCGUCUUGAAACCAUGGCUAUAAAGCGUGUCUCUGUUCCAGUCCUCCUCAGCCAUUAUGCUAAACAACUACCAGACAUUGUUGACACAGAAUACCUUCUAAAAUAUAUGUCCUCCAUCAGAACUGUGGCACCUGGUUUUCCGUGGAAAAGAAGCCGCUGGGGCAGAGCUUGUCCUGUUGCCCUAAAGGAGGGCAAUAUUUAUGAAGGAAAGCAUGAAUUUUCUGUUGGCUUUCAGGACAAGCUGUACAUACUCUCAUCUGAGGAGGCCUACUGCAAGUUUGUAGAAAAUCCAUUUAGGUACCUCAUUCCUCCAAUGCCUAGGCCUCCUUGCAAGGUCUCAAUCAUUGGCCCUCCUCUGGCUGGAAAAAGCACCAUAUGCAGUCUUUUGGCCCAGCAUUAUGGUGCAGUGGUGCUCAAUAUAGAAGAGCUGUCACAGCCACUUUUAGCCAAGGCUGAAGAGGAAAGGAUUGAGAAAAUCAAGGAGGAGACCAAACAAACUGCUAUAGAAAAAAUCAACAUGAAAAUGGAGAUGGAUGGUGAAAAACAUUUAGUGACAGAGGAUCAUCCCGAAGUAAAGACCUUGGUGCUUCAUGCAGUUGAGGAAGCCAAAAAAAUUGCCCCAUUUCCCUUUCAAAUAUAUGCUGAUGUGUUGCAGAAGCACCUUCAAGAGAUUGAGGAAAUGGACUCAACUGCUGAGGCCAGAACUGGUUGGGUACUUGACAACUUUCCAAAGAGCCAUAGUGAAAUGGCUGUCUUAGAGAAAGCUGCAAUCCUGCCAGAUUUGAUCAUCUGUCUCGUAGACAGCAGCGGGCAUCAGGUAUUAAAGAGAGUUUAUGAGAAGAAGGAAAAAGUGAAUGAAGCCAUCAAGCAGGGGUUAAAGGAUGAACUGUCUCAGAAAAACGAAAAUGGAUCGUAAGUUCGGAUGCAAAAUGAAAAGGAGUCAGACCGAGAGACUGUUGUUGAGGGGACAGAUGCACUCUGGGAGGAUUCUUACUUUGGCUCUUCCAACAUCACAGAGAGGAAAGAGUAUAAAGAGCAAAUGCAACUAUUUGAGAGGGAAUGGGCCCAAAUGCAGUCCAGUUUAACUGUCAACCACUUCAACCUUGAGGUGGGGAGCAAGAGCCCUGAGGAUUUGCUUCAAGAAAUAAUCCAAAAGAUGGAAAAGCCAUUUCAGUAUGUCGCUAGGCAGAUUUCUAUGCAUGACCCGUAUGAGGCAAAAGGAGAUACUGAGGCCUUAGUGGCACUCGAAACAGCCGAGAAAGACAGCAGUGACAAUGAGACAGAAAGUGAGGAAGAUGAGUCGGAGUCAAGAAUCAAGAGGUCGUUAGGUGAUACCAAGCAUUUCUGCCCUGUUGCCUUAAAAAACAACAAUGUCCUAUGGCCGUCUAAGGAUAAAAUAUCAGCCAAGUACCGUGAACGGAUUUAUUACUUCUCCACCGUAGAGGCCAGAGAGUCCUUCCUACAAAACCCUGCACAGUUUGUUGCACGAAAAGAGCCCCUUCAGCCUCCUGCCUUGCGAAUCUUUUUGCUUGGCACUAGGGGGUCAGGCAAGUCAACUCAUGGUGAAUGGCUUGCACAGAAACUUGGGCUCCUUCACAUACAGUUCAGGGAGAAACUCCAAAUGCAGAUCAUAGCCAAGACAGGUGCACCGGUUCCCCGUGAAGAUGAGGUUUUGUGGCUCAACCAUGAUUUGGAGCAUCUGGAGACUCUAAUAAAGGAUGAGACGGUUGGAGAAAGGGACGUGGAACUUAACUCUGGCAACAUAAACAAAAUUGAGGAGGCUAUGACUGAAGAAGAAUUAGCCAUCAAAGCUUACCUAUCCCAUGGGAAGCCACUGAGUCCAUCCAUUUUGGAUACAAUUAUUUUACCCUACUUUAAAGAAGAGCCAUACAGGUCUACAGGGUUCAUUUUGGAGGGCUUCCCCAGUGAUCCUAAGCAUGUGAAGUACAUGAUGGAGAGGCAGCUGUUCCCUGAUGUUGUUGUUGUCCUGGAAGUUGAAGUUGAGGAUGUUAGACAGCGUCUGCUGCCAGCAUACAUUAACAAGUGGCACAACCUCCGCAUUAAGCAAGAAGAACAGUUAAAACUCCUACGCCAUCUGCGCAGCAUAAAUCGAGAAGAGAAGAUAUCCAAGAGAAGGGCAGAACUUUUGCAAGAACAUGGCCCUCAACAGUCCAGUUUUACUGUAAGGAAACAGGUAAAAAAAGAUCAUGAAGAGGACAAAGAUUUGUCUGACAUAGGAGAUGAGAUAGAAGCUAUACUGAAGGUGGAAUUCCCUGAGGAAGACGAUAUUGUGGGAGUCAAAAAUGAAGAGACGGAAAACGAUGCGAAUGAAAGGAUCAAGAAGGAACUAAAAGACCGUUUUGAAAAAGAUGUGGCCAACCUUGCAACUGUGACAGAACUCCUCAGUGAAAAUGAAAUAUCCAAACUUCCUUUCAAUGCAUCUCAAAAGCUGAGGAUCAUCCAGUAUGAUCUUUUCCAGAAAAUCAACCCCCUGCUGGUGAACAGGGAGUCACUUUUCCAAACAAGCCAGCCCAUCUCAUACAAACUUGCACAGAAGCUGCUGAUCUCCUCCUAUAAGCUUCACAGUGCCUUUGGCUGUUGGGACCCUGUCCAGCAAUACAAAGAGAAGGACAUGAUUCAGCUGGUGCAGUGGCCUCUGAGGAAUACAUAUGCCCUGCUCUUUAAUCAAUAUAUCUACUUUUUUGGAUCCAAGGAAAACCGCAACCUGUUUAUGCUUAAUCCUUUGAAAUACCUUCGACAGCCAAAGCCUACUCCCAGCAUACCUAUAAAAAUAGCUGUGGCUGGACCUCCUAAAUCUGGAAAAACCACUGUGGCACAAAUGUUUGCUGAAAAAUAUGGUUUGGCUCGGCUUUCUAUUGGGGAGGCCAUGCGAAUGGUAUUAAACCACAGAGAGCACAGCCAUUUGGCGCUACAGAUGAGAAGGUAUCUAAACCAGGGCCUUGUUUUGCCUGAUGAACUGGCUAUUCAGUGUCUGGAAGUGAUGCUCCUUCGCUCAGUGUGCAGCAUUCAAGGGUAUGUACUGGAUGGCUUUCCAGCGACUCUUAAGCUGGCAAAACUCAUGGAGUCUCGUAGUAUCAUCCCUAUGAUAGUAUUUGAGCUUAAUAUUGAUACAGUGGAGGUUCUUAGAAGAGGUUGUGUUGACAAGAUAAACCCCAGCAGGCCUUACUUGAAGCUUGACAGCCCUACGAUCUUACAUAGUUGGGAUUCUUCUUACAAGAAAGAGAUCAGACACGUAAGGCAAUUCUUCCAAGAGCAGCAUCAGAACUGGUUUGUCAUCGAUGGCUUGAAAAACAAAUGGUGGAUCUGGAAUAAUAUAUUGAAGGAAGUUAACAUCAGUAUGAAAUGCAUGAAUUCCUACCUGGACAGAGCACAAAGUGGGAAAGCUGCCUGCAUCAGCAGGUUGUGCAUCACACCCAAAGAGCUUAAUUGCCGCCUAGGAGAGUUUGGCCAUUACUGUCCCGUUUGUCUCGCUGUACUCCACCACUUGGUGGAUUGCUCAGAAACCGCAGCCUUGACUCAUGCUGCUGAGUACAAAAGGAAGUAUUAUCGAAUAUGUGGUGAAAGCCAUCUACAGGCAUUCCUGUCAACUCCCGAUGAGUUUCUGGCGCCUUGUUGUCCACAUGACCUCCCACAGCCUUACUUACUGCCAAGAAAGCUGACAGAGUUCCAGGUGAAAAACAAAUUCCCUCAGCAGGCUGAAAUGAAGGGUUUCUGCCCUGUCACUUAUAUUGAUGGAAAGCAAAGGUAUGAAGCAUUAGUUCAAGGAAAAUUGGAAUAUGCAGUGGAAUACAGGGGAAGACUCUACAUUUUUGAGACAAAACAGAAACAGGACAAGUUUCUGAGGAUGCCUGAAACCUACUGGGACCAAAAGCUGCCCUGUAAGGUUCCUCCUCUCUGUGAGCCUGUUUCCCUCACCUCUCUUCCAACACUGGGCUACCUGGAACAGGGGGCAGGAGUCCCAGUGAUUAAAGCCAUGACAGCUGUUGGGUCUCUCAAACCAAAGUUUCCUUUUGUCAGUAUACAAAGGUCAGCUCUUCUUUAUGUUGCAUUCUAUCUGAAAGCUUUCAACCCAAAUGGCACAAAUUCUACCAGACAGAAGUACAAGAAGAAGCUUGCAUCAUUUGAGGAGAACAGUGAGCUCAUUCCGUACCUGAGUUUGGUGAUGAGAGGGGGCUACAAACCCCCCAGUGAACGUCCCGUGGAUUUUGAUUUCAAACUGAACAGGUUUCUGGCACUAAAAGUCCUGGGAUCUAAUGGUGGUCUUUAG